AUGCAUAUAAAAUAAGAGAUUUUAACCAUCAAUUUACAUAGUAAUAACAAACUAUAUUUGUUUUAAGAUUUAGAUAGAACUUUAAUUAAAUUAUAUAUUUUGAUAUUAAUCAAGGGAUAUAAUCUUUAUGAAGAGAUUACAGUAAAUCAAUAGGAUCGGUAAAUUGAGCAAAUUUAUCUAAUUUAAGAUUUUAACUAUUGUAUUAUCUAACAUCUCUAACUGUUCUUAAUGACAUCAAAUAAUUUUACAGAUAAAGUAAUUCCUAUAUUCAUAAUAAUAAGAUACUUAAUCCAUUUUAUUAUCAUAAUAAUUAAUAAUAGGUAUUCCAUUUAAUGGUUAAAGACAGAAAGAAUAUGCUGCAUUAUCAAUUAGAACCAUUUCAUUUAAAGAUCUAUUGCCAAUUACUCUUAAAUCUUUUAUAUAAGCACCUUCUUCAGUUUGCAUACAGCUGUCUCUGAA
Molecule: messenger RNA, 459 nt
Organism: Paramecium sonneborni
Lineage: Eukaryota; Ciliophora; Oligohymenophorea; Peniculida; Parameciidae
Source: the annotation of a GenBank genome assembly